Molecule: messenger RNA, 7180 nt
Organism: Notolabrus celidotus (New Zealand spotty)
Lineage: Eukaryota; Metazoa; Chordata; Actinopteri; Labriformes; Labridae
Product: myocyte-specific enhancer factor 2D homolog
Exons: 11
Coding region: 556-1947 (463 amino acids)
Biological process (GO): positive regulation of transcription by RNA polymerase II; cell differentiation
Molecular function (GO): protein dimerization activity; RNA polymerase II cis-regulatory region sequence-specific DNA binding; DNA-binding transcription factor activity, RNA polymerase II-specific
Source: RefSeq, a predicted model, not a curated record
GUCAAUGACGUUGUUCCUACACUGGGUACACUGUAUCGCCUGGGUCGACAGUAUAGUUACUUCAACAUUAAAUGGAAUAAAAUGCCGUGGAUUCACUUAAUUAGAAACGUCGCUUAAGCGUAAUUAAUUAAUGCUUCGUAAAGCAGACGGGUCGCCUCUGGAGCAGGAGUCUGCAGGCCUAUUUUCGGUUUUUAUCAGCAAUAUUUCAGGGAGAGGAGCGACGUCCUCUGUCUACACAGCAGCUGCAGGGAAGUUUGUCACUUUGUUCCCUGUGACCCAAACUAUGAACUGAGGUCCUCUGCUCCUUAACUUCACACGUCUCUGCUGCGCCCUCUCUUCACUCUCACCGUCCGACAGUCUGAGGAUUCGACAACUUUGCCUCGCCACACCUGGGCAGAGAAAUGUGUGUGUGCGUGUGUCCUCGGAUGCUGGACUGUGUGUGAUUGUUUUUGGGCUGAAGUAAGAGGUCACAGACUGAACUUCCUCUCUCACCCCCUGAGAGGCACUUCUACACUUGACUGACUGCGACGUUUGUGUCUACAACCACAAAGCAUCAUGGGUAGGAAAAAGAUUCAGAUCCAACGGAUCACCGACGAAAGGAACAAGCAGGUGACGUUCACAAAGCGAAAGUUCGGCUUGAUGAAGAAGGCCUACGAGCUGAGUGUUCUGUGUGACUGCGAAAUCGCUCUGAUCAUCUUUAAUCAUGCAAACAAGCUGUUCCAGUACGCCAGCACUGACAUGGACAAGGUCCUGCUCAAAUACACAGAGUACAACGAGCCUCACGAGAGCCGGACCAACGCAGACAUCAUCGAGACUUUAAGAAAGAAAGGCUUUAACGGUUGUGACAGUCCAGAGCCGGAUGGCGAAGACUCCAUUGACCAGAGUCCUCUAAACGAUGACAAGUACCGCAAGACCACAGAGGACCUGGAUGUCCUCUUCAAACGCUACGGACAGACGGCGGCCCCGCCCCAGACGUUCUCCAUGCCAGUCACCGUCCAGUCGUCCAAUCAAAGCACACUGCAAUUCAGUAACCCUGGCAACGCACUGGUAACUACCUCCUACGUUACAUCAUCAACCCUCACGGAUACCCACCUCCUGUCGCCGCAGCAACCGGCUCUUCAGAGAAAUACAGUGUCUCCUGGGUUGCCACAGCGACCAGCCAGUGCAGGAGCUCUUCUUGGAGGUGACCUGAAUAAUUCAAACGGAGGAUGCCCAAGUCCAGUCCCUAAUGGAUACACCAGUGCCAGGGCCUCCCCAGGCCUCCUCACUGUUUCCAACGGCAACAGUGUGGGGAAAGUAGUUCCGGCCAAAUCUCCACCCCCACCUCCGAGCCCCCAGAUGGUCAACAGCCGCAAGCCAGACCUUCGAGUCAUCACCUCACAGGGUGGAAAGAGCCUCAUGCAGAUGAACGCCCAGCGGCUUGCAGCGGGAGUUCAGGUGGCUCAAACCCUAACCACGCCGGUAGUCUCUGUGGCAACACCAAGCCUGCUGGCACAGGGACUGCCAUUCUCCGCCAUGCCCACCGCGUUCAACUCAGAGUACCAGCUGACCAGUGCAGACAUCACUGCUUUACACGCUCUGGCGUCACCUGGUAGUUUGUUGCCAACCAGUAUGUCCACAUGGCAGCAGCAACAACCACAGCAACAACAGCAGCAGCAAGCACAGCAACAACAACAACAGCAGCAGCAACAAAUUAAUCUGACAUCACUCAGCAACUUGGUCAUGUGGGGCGUGGACAAACAGAGCAGCGACCUGUCUAGCCAGGUGUCCAGUCUGGCUGCCAAUCUGAGUGUUGGCUCUCCGUCCAACCUGCUCUUGGGUAGAGAUGAGUGGUUGGGCCGGUACUGUAUCACACUUCCUGUUUCCUGUGUGUCUGUGCGCUUUUGGCUGACUCUUCCCCCUCAGCAUGUCUGCUGCUGUCUGCAGUCAAACAGGAAAGAGACGUAGAUCUGGUUUCCACCAUGCUCUUUAACCCCAGAUUAUUUUCUGUUUCACACAUCACAUCGUAGCUGCCUCACUGCGAGCCACCCUGUCACAUGAAUCAUUUCAUGCUUCCUGGGCUGUUCUGUUGAUCUUUUUUGGGAGCGUGGGGGGAACGUCUGCUUUAGAGGCUCAGAAUUGAAUUAUUGAAAACAAUGGAGUGUGGCUUUUCCCUGUCGGUGCUGUGCCUUGUAAUGUGAGGUUUUUGUCUUGACGCGAGUGACCUUCCAGCUUCUCAUUUGCCUUUGUUGAGUCGUUAAUCAUUUGUCUGUUUGUUUCUCGCCUUUCCUCUUCACUCUGUCCCUCAUUGUCUUCCUCUCUCUGUCCUCUGUGACCCUGUUCUCAGGCCGGUGACUCACAUACCUCAAGGCGCCAUGCUGACCGUCAACACAAACCCCAGCGUGAGCAUCAAAUCGGAGCCCGUCUCGCCUGGCCGCGACCGCAGCACCCCCUGCCCUCCUCCAUCUUCCUCCACGCCGUCCUCUACAUCAGCCGGGGCCAUCCUGACUGCGCCGCCGCAGUACCCGGGCUCCCUGCUGUGCCUGGAGCCCCCGACCGGCCGCUCGCCUGCGGACAGCGUGAGCAGCAAUGCCAGCUCCUUCGAAGGCAGUGAUCGUGACGACAAUGGUGCAGCUGGAGGCGGGGGCAGCACCACAGGAGGAGGAGGAGGAGGCGGUGGCGGAGGUGGAGCGACAGGAAACAUCGGCCGCACCUUACCACCCGACUUCAGCCCCUCGGCCGAGCUCCUCAGGGCAUCUAACGAGCCGGAGCAGGAGGGAGGAAACAUCAAGCGCAUGAGACUGGACGCCUGGGUCACAUAGAGGCUCAGCACCCACAGGGAGGUUUUGGUGACACUUAAACACCCACAAACACACACACCCACUCUCAUCCUUAAACCCCCACUGCCCCCCUCCCCAACCUCACUGCCAUGUGACACUAUCAUCACACAUCUGCCUCUGUCCGAAAUUAUUCAACUCAGCUGCGUCACCGAGACUUACGAGGCUUUGCCAAAAAAACAGAAAAGAAUAAACUCCUGUGGGGAUCGACGAGAGGAGACGACGGCUUCGUGCUCAGCUGGAUUUUUGACCCGGGUCGGCCCCUUGAACAGAAGGACGGUAGAUUUGAAAGCCUUCUUGCUUGAACAGACUCCCCUUAUAGUCAUUUUUAUUGUUAGACACUUAUCUUUCACUUGGUUUCUGCAUAACCUUCAUGUAUUUACACCCAGCUCUGCUACAUGGUUCGCAGUGUGAUCAGUGGCUUGUUGUCAUUCUGGGACUUUAGCUGUAUGACUCAUUCUUUGAAAUCCAGCAUUGCUCGGAUUGUGUGCUGUCCAUUCUUCCAUUAAGUCACUUCCAAACUGCACUUUUGGAUUAAACGUAAUCUGGACAGGUCUGUGGGGACUGAAUCUGGCACUGAGCGAACAGACUCACUCGGGGUCCUCUGAGGUAAGAAGAGGACGACCCCUGCCAGAGUGCCAAUAUCAACCUCUGUGCAACAAGAAGAAAAAAUGCCAAAUGCCUCUCGCACACGGUGCAGGAGUGCUCACAGAUCAUCAACCGCACUGACUGAAAAAACAACCAGAACUAGGAACUACUUCUUCAGCACCCACUCCUCAGACUGGGUGCUCCUCCUCCUCUUCCUCCUACUUCUCCCGUCCUCUCUCCUCAUCUCCUCUGGAAGCUGGAUGAAAAUUUGUUGCAGCAGAAAUCCAGCCAUUCAUCACUCAGCUUAUUCUCCAGGAGUAGAUGCCAUCCAGUUUAAUGCAUAGUGAGUUUUUUGAGCCUUUGGUGGCUGUUUUUGAGGUAGGAACGUAUUUGGUUCUUUCAGUCCAAGUGUUCUUUCUCUGUUGGUAUUUAAAAAAAAAAUCUGUUUUGAAGGUCUGUUAGUCGUCCUGAAGUAGGGAAUUCUGACUUUGUAUAAAAAUCACUCCUUAUACAAAAGCUUUGAUGUCCUCUUUAGCUCUCUCUAGCUCUCCUUAGCUCUCUGCCGUGUUUGGAAAAAGUGAAAGGAAAAAGACAUUUUCUAUAUUUCUACCGCUUCAGUUGGCGACAGAGUAAAAAUAGCUUUUCAGCUUCAAACGACGUGUAUGUACAUAUGAAUAUAUUUGCAUAGACUUUGCUAGGUAUCCCUAAAAACAAGCAAUGUGUUGAUUCUCAGUGGAUCUGUUUGCAUAUAUGAGUGUGAAUUUGAAAUGUGCAGGGGUAAACGCCGCCGCACUCGGCCGUGCUGGUGGAUCGGACUCGUUUCAGUAAACCUAUUUUAUGCUCGUGUUGAUGGUGUGUGCACUUUCUGUCCCUCACUCACAGAGGCCUGCUUGGUUGUGGUGUCAUCAUAUUCUCCUAACCACACUUUUUAAAAGAACCCACAAUCAAAGACAAGUCGUCCAUAAACACCUGAACAUGGAAUGAUACGGACACUGCCAUUCACUCGUAGUGUAGUUAAGAGAUAAAUCACUUCUUUGAGAAUCAUCUUUAAUCUUUUUCACGUUAAGCAGACACAGAUUUUGCCUUUUUUCACUUAGAAAUGAAGUCAAAAAAUUGGCUACAAAGUGCUGUGUUUGUUGUUUAAUCGUAUGUUUUCUAGUACAAACUGUCUGAACCAUUUCAAGUUAGUGUGUGAGUGUGUGUGCACGGGUUGUUUUUAGCCUACAGAUAGAACGUUUCUCCUGAUUGCUUGACUUUUCAUCCAGUGAGACGAUGCUCAAAGUGCAGGCUGGUGUUAAAGACUGUUUACAACGUGGCUCAAACUCACCCUACACUUUGAAAUCAGUGUAGGUGAAGACGAGGGAGUGGACACAUUGACGCCUUUGUGAGUUGAUGUUGCUCCGUCACGGCCCACCGCAGAACCAAACCAGCGUUUUUGCAGCGACACUGUUGAUUCGUGGAAUAAUCCCAGUGUUGCAUUUUCACUCCGGUGUGGUUCAUUUUGACCUCACACAGGUCAUUUCUCCGUCCUUCUCUCUCUCUCGACAGUGUGGUAGCUUUUCACUCUGCUUUCUUCAACUUCCUCUUCUCCCAAUCAUCCCUGAGAACAAAAUUUGACUCUUUAACUGUUAAAAGAACAGGUUUGACUGUUCUGCGAGAUGUGCUGAUUCACUUUCAUACCUGAGGUUGAAUGAUCUCUCCUCACUCGUGUCUAUUCAGUUCAUUGGAUGCUGAAGCCAGAAGCAGGUUAGCUUAGCAACAUUUAGUGAAGUCCAUAAUUUCAGAAAAUAAAAGAUACAAAUAUUGAUUUACAUUUCCAUCCAGUAGUGUUAUGCAAACAUUUCAAACUGGGUUUAUUGAGAAUCAGAUGUUUUUAUUGCUUCAAUUUGAAGUGGAUGUUUACACCACAUGCUUCAUUAACAUCAUGAUUUGUUUACUAAGUCGCACUUACUUUCAUAAAUACACAAAAGGGGGCGCUGUUGGACUAGCCGUUCAAGCGCACGCCCCGCUUUAGUCCUCGUAACAGCGGUUGCGGGUUCAACUCCCAGCCUCUUCCCCCUGCUCUCUGCUCCCUACAUUUCCUGUCUUUAUUCAGCUGUCCUAUCAAAUAAAGGCAAAAAUGCUCAAAAAUAUAACUUAAAAAAAACUGUAGCCAAGAAGUAAACAUGUAUUAUUUGCUUUAUUUAAACUAGUUUUUACAUUUCUUCUCAGGUUUUCACUCGAGCAGACUGAAAAAGUGCAUUAACAAGUGAGAAUAGAGACUCAUUUAAAGCUCCUGUGAGGAGUUUUAGCUUGUAAUUAAAAAAAGACUGAAAUUGAUAUUGACGUCUUUCUCCAACCAUCAAUUACAAAUGAGACCGUCAGUGACAACCCCAAUCAUUUCAACACCUUCAUUUUUAACACAUGCCAUGGGGGUAGGCGUCCAAUUAAGCUCGCUGCAGUAACAGCUUUUGAUACAUGAUGAUAAUUCUCCACGAGAUUUACAUUUGACUGUUAUAUUAAAAACUGAUAAAGAGUUUUCCUCAGACAACAUGACUUACACACAAUCCCGGCAAUCUGAAAGUUCCUCACAGGAACUUUAAAUUCAAAGAUAUCUGCCUUUUUUUUAGCAUUUUUGUAAAUAAUUGUUUCCGUUCUUUAUGCUAAGCUAAGCUAACAGGCUGCUGGCUGAAGCUUCAGAGUUACCAUGAAGUCAUUAACGUUGCAUCAAUCUUUAAAAUUGAAAACAAACAAGUUUAAUCCUCAGAAAGUUGAGGAUGGAGCUGUUCCGUUUCCUCCUUCAGACGGAGUUAAUGAUCUGUUGACCUCUCAGUCUUUUCUAUUGAAAUAAUAAUAAUAAUAAUAAUGAUAAUAAUAUUAUUCUAGUGAAGAGUUUGUGUUUGUGGGCGCUGAUGGUCGACUGAAAUGUGACACCACACCGGCUGAGGGUCGCUCAUGUACAAAAAGGUUCUCUGUCCAAUCUAGCCGUGUAGUCACAAGACAAUCUAUAUGAGAAACGAAACCUGCACCCCUGUUACUCGUCGUGUACAAUGUUUUUUAGAAUCUCACUAUUUUUGGAUUAAUUUGUGCUGGUGACAGUUCCAUUGUCUAUUAUUAUUAUGAUGAUAUUAUUAUGGAGCUUUUAUUUUAUUGCUAUUUUGUGUAGGAUAGUCGACAGUUUUGAUUUCUCUCUCUCUUAUUUUAUCUUCCUUAUCAUAAACAUAUAGUACUGGUUUCCUUUUUUUAAACAACUUGCUGAAAAUUGCACGAUCAGUUAUUGUGGUAUUAGCAAAUGCAAUGAAGGAAAUACCAGUUAAAUGCUGCAAUUUUAAUUAAGAUAUAGAAUAUAUUUAUAAAAAAAAACGGGAAACAACUGAAAUUAGUAAUUCAUAAAAAUUGAAUAAUGUAAAUGCAUGGGAUACAGGUAACAACCAAACUUCUGUUACACACAGUAAUGAUAAAGGACAUGCAUCACAAGUGAGUUUGACAACAACUCAGAAUAAUGUAGCAUAUGAAAUACUAAAGAUGAAAUUUAUAGCUAAUAUAUUGUGUUGAGCUAGUCUGCUUUGGGUUUUGUUGUAAAGAAAAUAUUUCUUUUCGUUGUUUUUUUGAGAAUGAUAUACAGUUUGUGUAUAUUUUCAUAUACAAAGUAUGCACUGAUAUGUUAUUGAAAUUCUAUACCGCUUUUACAAAAAAGUGUUUGUUGUACCAAAGUAUCCAAGUCCCUUGAGACCUUACCCUUUUGCGUAUGUUUUACCGUAUUUUAUAUAUUAAAUAGACAAACUGAGUGAAAUGAA